Messenger RNA from Asparagus officinalis (garden asparagus), 1693 nucleotides. Its product is annotated as phosphoenolpyruvate phosphatase-like. Lineage: Eukaryota; Viridiplantae; Streptophyta; Magnoliopsida; Asparagales; Asparagaceae. Gene Ontology annotation, molecular function: acid phosphatase activity; metal ion binding. The record is from RefSeq and is a predicted model, not a curated record.
AUGGAGGCAAUACUGAAGGGUAGAGGCUAUCCAGUGAGGGACGAUAAGGUCAAAUUCGCUGCAUUGUUGCUUUCCUUUGAAAAGGAAGUGGUUUUCAGUGGCAAUGUGGAAUCUGACUUCCGUGUAAGCCGCCAUGGGAAAGUUUCAUUGAUUGUCGGGCUUCAUUGCAAUUUAUGUCUACUGUUCUUGUUUGUUACUCUUCUGUGCUCAACAGACAUAGUGUCCUCUGGGGUUACGAGUUCUUAUGUACGUUCUGAGUUUCCAGCUGUUGACAUCCCUAUCGAUAGCAAAGAGUUUGCGGUUCCAAAAGACCAAAAUGCCCCUCAACAGUUGCAUAUUACUCAAGGUGACUACAAUGGAAAAGCUGUAAUACUCUCAUGGGUGACAUUUACAAACCCUGGAACAAAUGAAGUGUCGUAUGGAGAAUCUCAGAAUAAAUAUGAUCAUAAUGCUCAAGGGAAAACUACCAACUAUACCUUCUAUGAUUACAAAUCUGGAUACAUUCAUCAUUGUCUUAUUGAUGGUCUUGAGCAUGAUACAAAGUACUACUAUAAGAUCGCAGCUGGGGAUUCUGCUCGCGAAUUUUGGUUCCGAAAAAUUGAUCCUGAUGCUCCUUAUACUUUUGGUAUCAUAGGUGACUUGGGGCAAACAAAUAAUUCGCUUUCUACUCUUGAGCAUUAUAUGCAAAGUGGAGGACAAGCUGUCCUCUAUGUUAGGGACCUCUCUGCUGAUCGAUAUGAAUGUGAUAAUGGUACUCGCUGGGAUUCAUGGGGCCGCCUUAUUGAGCGAAGUGCUGCAUAUCAGCCGUGGUUUUGGGCUGCUGGAAACCAUGACAUUGAAUAUAGACCUGAUCUGGGAGAAGUUUCUACUUUUAAAGCUUUUUCACAUAUAUAUGCAACCCCUCAUGAAGCUUCACAGAGCAGCUCUCCCCUUUGGUAUGCAAUCAGGCGUGCAUCUGCGCAUAUCAUCAUGCUUUCUAGCUAUUCUCCAUUUGUUAAAUACACUCCCCAAUGGACUUGGCUACAAAAUGAGCUGGAACGAGUUGACAGGAAGAAAACACCUUGGCUAAUAGUUCUAAUGCCUCCAUUAUACAACAGCAAUGAAGCUCAUUAUAUGGAGGGUGAAAGUAUGAGGGCUGCUUUUGAAAGUUGGUUUGUUCGUUACAAAGUCGAUAUCGUCUUUGCCGAACAUGUUCAUGCCUAUGAAAGAUUGCACAGAAUCUCCAACAUAAAGUACAACAUCACUUCUGGCAUCAACUAUCCAGUGCCUGAUAAAUCAGCUCCAGAAUAUGGAAACGUUGGUAAUGGAGGAAAUUCAGAAGGUUUAGCUGGAAGGUUUUCUGAGACUCAACCGGAUUACUCUGCGUUUAGGGAGGCAAGCUAUGGCCAUUCAACAUUGGAACUGAAAAAUAGGACCCAUGCAUUUUACCGCUGGAAUCGAAAUGAUGAUGGAAAGCAUGUUCCUGUUGAUCAUGUUAUUUUCCACAAUCAGUACUGGAAUAGCAAUAGGAGGAGGAGACUGAAGAAAUACCGCCAAUCUCAAGCUCUCGACAGAUUACCUGCAACUUAUUGAGCAGUCUUUACAUUGUUGAAUGCUGAGCGAGAACAGUUAUAUAGCAUGUAAUAAAGUUAAUGAUAUUUGAUAUUGUUCUAGUGCUAAAUUAAUAAUAUAAAUCAUGCAAAAGCAUUUUACA